Messenger RNA from Linum trigynum, 5383 nucleotides. Lineage: Eukaryota; Viridiplantae; Streptophyta; Magnoliopsida; Malpighiales; Linaceae. The record is from the annotation of a GenBank genome assembly.
UCUCCACGGAUGAUAAGUUCAUUAAGCACCGAUUUGGUCCAAUUUAUUUUCGGAUGGCAUUUUCGUAAUUUUUUGGGCGAAGAAAGGAAAAUUUCCAUGGAUUUUGAAGGCUACAGAUCACGGAUUCAGCCUGAGGCUAUUCUUCAACGAUGAUUAAGUCCAUUAAAUGCCGAUUUGGGCGUAUUUAUUCCGGGUCCAUUUUUGGCAGAUUCCAAAGGGGUACCAUCACAGAUUUCGGGCGAUUUUUCCGAAAAGCCAUUUUCUUUCUAUUUUGGAGGCUGUAGAUCACAGAAUCAUGCCGAGCCUAUUCUCCAUCGAUAAUGAAGUCUAAUGAUCCUAUUCUCCACGGAUGAUAAGUCCAUUAAGCACCGAUUUGGGCCAAUUUAUUUCCGGAUGGCAUUUUCGUAAUUUUUUGGGCGAAGAAAGGCAAUUUUCCAUGGAUUUUGAAGGCUACAGAUCACGGAUUCAGCCUGAGGCUCUUCUUCAACGAUAAUUAAGUCCAUUAAGUGUCGAUUUGGGCGAAUCUAUUCCGGGUCCAUUUUUGGCAGAUUCCAAAGGUGUACCAUCACAGAUUUCGGGCGAUUUUUCCGAAAUGCCAUUUUCUUUCUAUUCUGGAGGCUGUAGAUCACAGAAUCAUGCCGAGCCUAUUCUCCAUCGAUAAUGAAGUCUAUUGAUCCUAUUCUCCACGGAUGAUAAGUCCAUUAAGCACUGAUUUGGGCCAAUUUAUUUUCGGAUGGCAUUUUCGUAAUUUUUUGGGCGAAGAAAUCAAUUUUCCAAUGAUUUUGAAGGCUACAGAUCACGGAUUCAGCCUGAGGCUAUUCUUCAACGAUGAUUAAGUCCAUUAAGUGCCGAUUUGGGCGAAUUUAUUACGGGUCCAUUUUUUGCAGAUUCCAAAGAGGUACCAUCACAGAUUUCGGGCGAUUUUUCCGAAAUGCCAUUUUCUUUCUAUUCUAUAGGCUGUAGAUCACAGAAUCAUGCCCAGCCUAUUCUCCAUCGAUAAUGAAGUCUAUUGAACCUAUUCUCCAUGGAUGACAAGUCCCUUAAGCAUCGAUUUGUGCCAAUUUAUUUUCUGAUGGCAUUUUCGUAAUUUUUUGGGCGAAGAAAGGCAAUUUUUCAUGGAUUUUGAAGGCUACAAAUCACGGAUUCAGCCUGAGGCUAUUCUUCAACGAUGAUUAAGUCCAUUAAGUGCCGAUUUGGGCGAAUUUAUUCUGGGUCCAUUUUUGUCAGAUUCCAAAGGGGUACCAUCACAGUUUUCGGGUGAUUUUUCUGAAAUGCCAGUUUCUUUCUAUUCUGGAGGCUGUAGAUCACAAAAUCAUGCUGAGCCUAUUCUCCAUCGAUAAUGAAGUCUAUUGAUCCUAUUCUUCACGGAUGAUAAGUCCAUUAAGCACCGAUUUGGGCCAAUUUAUUUUCGGAUGGCAUUUUCGUAAUUUUUUGGGCGAAGAAAGGCAAUUUUCCAUGGAUUUUGAAGGCUACAGAUCACGGAUUCAGCCUGAGGCUAUUCUUCAACGAUGAUUAAGUCCAUUAAGUGCCGAUUUGGGCGAAUUUAUUCCGGGUCCAUUUUUGGCAGAUUCCAAAGGGGAAUCAUCGUAGAUUUCGGACGAUUUUUCCGAAAUGCCAUUUUCUUUCUAUUCUUGAGGCUCUAGAUCACAGAAUCAUGCCGAUCCUAUUCUCCAUCGAUAAUGAAGUCUAUUGAUCCUAUUCUCCACGGAUGAUAAGUCCAUUAAGCACCGAUUUGUGCCAAUUUAUAUUCUGAUGGCAUUUUCGUAAGUUUGUGGGCGAAGAAAGGCAAUUUUCCAUGGAUUUUGAAGGCUACAGAUCACGGAUUCAGCCUGAGGCUAUUCUUCAACGAUGAUUAAGUCCAUUAAGUGCCGAAUUGGGCGAAUUUAUUCAGGGUCCAUUUUUGGCAGAUUCCAAAGGGGUAUCAUCACAGAAUUCGGGCGAUUAUUCCGAAAUGCCAUUUUCUUUCUAUUCUGGAGGCUGUAGAUCACAGAUUCAUGCCGAGCCUAUACUCCAUCGAUAAUGAAGUCUAUUGAUCCUAUUCUCCACGGAUGAUAAGUCUUUUAAGCACCGAUUUGGGCCAAUUUAUUUUCGGAUGGCAUUUUCUUAAUUUUUUGGGCGAAGAAAGGCAAUUUUCCAUGGAUUUUGAAGGCUACAGAUCAUGGAUUUAGCCUGAGGCUAUUCUUCAACGAUAAUUAAGUCCAUUAAGUGUCGAUUUGGGCGAAUCUAUUCCGGGUCCAUUUUUGGCAGAUUCCAAAGGUGUACCAUCACAGAUUUCGGGCGAUUUUUCCGAAAUGCCAUUUUCUUUCUAUUCUGGAGGCUGUAGAUCACAGAAUCAUGCCGAGCCUAUUCUCCAUCGAUAAUGAAGUCUAUUGAUCCUAUUCUCCACGGAUGAUAAGUCCAUUAAGCACUGAUUUGGGCCAAUUUAUUUUCGGAUGGCAUUUUCGUAAUUUUUUGGGCGAAGAAAUCAAUUUUCCAAUGAUUUUGAAGGCUACAGAUUACGGAUUCGGGCUGAGGCUAUUUUUCAACGAUGAUUAAGUCCAUUAAGUGCCGAUUUGGGCGAAUUUAUUCCGGGUCCAUUUUUGGCAAAUUCCAAAGGGGUACGAUCACAGAUUUCGUGUGAUUUUUCCGAAAUGCCAUUUUCUUUCGAUUCUGGAGGCUACAGAUCACGGAAUCAAGCCGAGCCUAUUCUCCACCGAUAAUGAAUUCUAUUGAUCCUAUUCUCCACGGAUGAGAAGUCCAUUAAGCACCAAUUAGGGCCAAUUUAUUUUCGAUUGACAUUUUCGUAAUUGUAUGGGAGAACAAAGGCAAUUUUCCAUGGAUUUUGAAGGCUACAGAUCACGGAUCCGGCCUGAGUCUAUUCUUCAACGAUGAUCAAGUCCAUUAAGUGCCGAUUUGGGAGAAUUUAUUCCGAGUCCAUUUUUGGCAGAUUCCAAAGGGGUACUAUCACAGAUUCCGGGCGAUUUUUCGAAAUGCCAUUUUCUUUCUAUUAUGGAGGCUGUAGAUCACGGAAUCAGGCCGAGCCUAUUCUCCAUUGAUAAUGGAUUCUAUUGAUCAUAUUCUCCACGGAUGAUAAGUCCAUUAAGCAUCGAUUUGAGCCGAUUUAUUUUCGGAUGGAAUUUUCGUAAUUUUUGGGCGACUAAAGGCCAUUUGUUACACCCCGAUCUUUCUAAGGGUCAAAAUGACUAUUUUACCCUUGGUUAAAUUCAUCAAGUUUUAUCGUAAUAUCGAGGAGGACUAAAAAUGCGAACUCUCGGUUCAAACGGUGUCGAGUUUCGAUAUAAAUCGAAUAAGUUACGGAUGUUAGUUGAGUUACGGAUUAAACUCACCCGUAAUUUGUGAAAUUCCCCGAGUCAGAUAAAAUCCAACCCUAACCUCAUGCUCCACUGAAGGUGAUAAAACCUAAAACCCUAAGCAGCCUUUUAGUCUUCACCACCAAACAGUUUCCCGGACCUGGGAUGACAACCGGCGCAGCUCUCCCUAUUAUGAGAGGCGUGUGCUUAAGCAAGGUGGAGGGCAAUUAUCCAGGACAAACGAAAGCGGCGCUAUUCAGGACAAAGGAAAGCGGGCCAUCGAGAGCUGCUCGUCCGAGGCGGUGGGAUAUUGGGGAAAUCAACCAGGCGGUAUCGUCCGAGCGGGAUCUGUUCUCCGAGAGCAAGGCCGCCGUUGGUGCACCGAUCUCGUCAAAGGGGGCUCUGCCUGCAAAGUGACCCUCUCUACCACGAGAGCUACUUGCUUAAGCAAGUUCGUCCCGCAGGUUUGGGAAGGAAAAAGCGAAAGCAAUCAUGAGACGGCAUGCUCUCGGGAGGCCAACGGAGGAUCUCCUGAGGACCUGUUUGCGGCGGGGAAACAGCCAACCCGGCCUAACCAGAAGAUUAAGAAUACUCUCCCUACUACGAGAGGUGCUAGCUUAUGAAAGCAAGUAGGACCAUUAUGCAGGCAAGCAGGACAUCGAUAGGAGGCGGCCAUGAUUAAGCAGGCAGGGAAUUAUUAAGCAGGCAGGAGCUGAGCCAAAUUAGGGCAAAAGCACAUAAUCAAGCCAGUUCCAACGGAAGUAAGGUGAGUGUAAAGGGGGUAAAUUCUACGCCUUACGUACUCUUUUAAGUUUGACAAGCCUUAAGUAUUUGUUGAAGUGAUUGUUAUUGCUUGAUUGUGCUUAUGGUUGAUGAUAUGUGAUUUUGUUUGAGCCAUGUUUGAUGUGAUUGUCCAUGAGUUUUAUUUAAAUUUAAGCUUUGAGUUUAUAAGUUAUUGUUGAAGUUAAGAAGCAAGUCCUUUUUAAGAAGUAACUCACCUUCAAGAAGGUGAAGUCGUUUUAAGUGUUUUUAGUCACUAGCGCCAGUCCGUUACCAUUUGAGAUUUCCAGAUAGAGCAGCAGUUAUGCUCUUGAGAUCUUUGAGACAGAGCAGCAGUUAUGCUCUUGAGACUUUUAAGAUGGGCAGCAGUUAUGCCCUUGAGAAUCGUGGUGAAGAGCCACCACGAUAAGUUUAAGAUGUUAGGGGGAUGAAUCGUUACGACUUCCCUAACUAAGUUUAAGUUUAAGGAAAGCCUUGAUGGCUUCUCAUACGUAUGAGUUGGCAACCGGACUAGCUAGUGAGGGAUCCCCGUGUCAGUCAAGUAUUUAAGUCGAGAUUUGAGCUUUAAGAAUUCAGUUUUAAGAGUUAAGCUUUUUAAUAGUGGAAGCACAAAAUAACUUCCACUCAGUUAAGUAAAGUGAUCAAGUAUUAAUAAGAUGUUAAACGUAAGGGCGUAGACUGACCCCAUCUCACUCACCAGUUUGAGGAGCUAGAGGAGCAGUUAGUGAGCAGCAAGUUCGAGGGCAGCCAGCUAGAGGAGAGCAGUAUAAGUGUCACGGAGGAUGCUCAGUCAAAGAUUUCAGUAGCAACAACUUCAGAGAUUAUUAGUUAUAUACAUUUAUGAUUAUGAGUACAGACUGGAGAUUAUUUUGAGAUCAGUUUGAGAUUUUAAAGUUUGAGUUUAAUUUGCCCACGUGUUAGGGCUUUGCUCUGAGCUACAAGUGUGUGUUUUCAGUAUUUUAUUUAUUAAAAUUUUUCCCAGUCGCCAUUUAAGAUUUAAGUAUUUUAGUUAUCAAGGGCAUUUUAGUAAAAGUAGUACCCGGCCGGGUUAGGGUGUUACACCAUUUUCUUUGGAUUUUGAAGGCUACAAAUCACGGAUUCGGCGUGAGGCUAUUCUUCAACGAUGAUUAAGUCCAUUAGGCACCAAUUUGGGAGAAUUUAUUCCAGGUCAAUUUUUUGGAGAUUCCAAAGGAGUACAAUCACAUAUUUCGGUCAAUUUUUACGAAAUGCCAUUUUCUUUCGAUUUUUGAGGCUGCAUAUCACGAAAUCAGGCCGCGCCUUUUCUUCACCGAUAAUGAAGUCUAUUGAUCCUA